Molecule: messenger RNA, 3061 nt
Organism: Carassius auratus (goldfish)
Lineage: Eukaryota; Metazoa; Chordata; Actinopteri; Cypriniformes; Cyprinidae
Product: advillin-like
Exons: 20
Coding region: 152-3061 (969 amino acids)
Biological process (GO): actin polymerization or depolymerization; barbed-end actin filament capping; actin filament severing
Cellular component (GO): actin cytoskeleton; cytoplasm
Molecular function (GO): actin filament binding; phosphatidylinositol-4,5-bisphosphate binding
Source: RefSeq, a predicted model, not a curated record
AUAUUUAGCUCUGUGUUGUGUUAGUGUCAGAGAGUCCAGGACUAGUUCAGCUGUCUCUGACCGGCUUUACACACCUGUCUUCAUCCAUCUGAGGGGAAUCAUCUCUAGAGCUCUUCCACAUCACUGCUUCCACUUCCAGUCGAUCUGAAUCAUGCAGCACACAUUCAGAGCCGUCACACACUCUCCAGGGAUCCUGAUCUGGAGAAUCGAGAAAAUGGAUCUCGUUUUGGUCCCGGAAAAAGUUCACGGACAGUUUUAUGAAAGUGACUGCUAUUUAUUGCUCUCAACACGCAAAGCUGGAAAGUCUGCAUACUAUGACAUUCAUUACUGGAUAGGCUCCAUGUCUACGCUGGAUGAACAGGGAGCUGCUGCUGUCUAUGCCAUUCAGCUGGAUGAGUUCCUGGGCUCCUCACCUGUCCAGUACCGCGAGGUCCAGCACCACGAGUCCAGCAUCUUCUGCGGAUAUUUCAAACAGGGCAUAAUUUAUAAGUCCGGAGGGGUGUCAUCAGGAAUGAACCACGUGGAGACAAACACGUAUAACAUUCAAAGACUGCUGCAUGUGAAAGGGAAAAGGAAAGUGACUGGCACAGAGGUGGAGAUGAGCUGGAGCAGCUUUGACACUGGGAGCGUCUUCCUGCUGGAUCUCGGCCAGACCAUUCUCCAGUGGAACGGCCCUGAAAGCAACAGACAGGAGCGUCUGAAGGGCAUGAUGCUGGCCAAGGACAUCAGGGACCGUGAGAGAGGGGGCCGGGCAGAGAUCGGUGUGAUUGAGGGGGACGCAGAGGCUAACUCCCAAUCAUUAAUGGAUGUGAUGGUGAGCUACUUGGGUGAACGGCCCUCGAAGCUGCCCAGCGGGACGCCUGAUGAAAUAACUGACCAGGAGCAGAUGUCUAAGCUCACCCUCUAUCAUGUGUCAGACGCUAAAGGAUCUAUGAACAUCACAGAGAUCGGAUGCAGUCCACUCACACAGGACAUGCUGAAUCAUGAUGACUGCUAUAUUUUGGACCAGGGAGGGAUGUCAAUAUUCGUGUGGAAGGGAAAGACAGCCAACAAAGCAGAGAGACAAGCAGCAAUGACCAGGGCUCUGGAGUUCAUUAAACUGAAGGGUUACCCACUCACUACUAAAGUGGAGGCUCUCAGUGACGGAGGAGAAUCGGCUCUCUUCAAGCAGCUGUUCAAGAGCUGGACGGUCAGAGAGCAGACAGCUGGUCUGGGCCAGACACACACCGUGGGGAGAGUGGCUGAUGUCCCUCAAGAGAAGUUUGAUGCCAGUAGGAUGCAUGUGAUGCCUGAUGUUGCUGCACAGGAGCGUUUGGUGGACGACGGCAGUGGACAAAAGCAGGUGUGGCGCAUCAAGAGUUUGGAGAUGGUGGAGGUGGAUCCUGAGAUGCAUGGGUACUUCUAUGGAGGAGACUGCUAUCUGAUUCUGUACAGCUAUGAAGUUAAUGGCAGGAAGAACCACAUCCUCUACAUGUGGAAGGGCCGUCAUGCGUCUCAGGACGAGGUCACGGCGUGUGCCUAUCAGGCGGUGACCCUGGACCAGCAGCACGGAGGUCAGCCGGUGCAGGUCAUAGUCUCCAUGGGCAAGGAGCCACGCCACUUCAUGGCCAUCUUCAAGGGCAAGAUGGUGAUCUUCGAGGGCGGCACGUCCAGAAAGAGCGCCCCGGAGCCAGAGCCGCCCGUCCGUCUGUUUCAGAUCUGUGGCUCUCACCAAACCAAUUCUAAAGCGAUCGAGGUGCCAGCCCUGUCAGCUUCACUCAACUCCAACGACGUCUUCCUCUUGAAAAGCCAGAACGGCAUCUUCCUGUGGUAUGGCAAGGGCUCCAGCGGGGAUGAGAGGGCCAUGGCGAAGGAGGUGGCCUCCUUUAUUGGACGAGGCUCAUCAGAGGAGGUCAUGGCUGAGGGACAGGAGCCAUAUGAGUUUUGGGAGACCUUAGGUGGAAAAGGACCCUAUGCAAGUGACAGAAGAUUACAGCAGGUGACUCUAGAUCAUCAACCACGUCUGUUUGAGUGCUCCAACAAGACCGGCAAGUUUCUGGCCACUGAGGUAACCCAGUUCACCCAGGAUGACCUGCGAGAGGACGACGUCAUGCUCCUGGACACCUGGGAUCAGGUCUUCCUCUGGAUAGGAAUUGAAGCCAAUGAUGUGGAGCGUAAGGAAUCUGUGACAACGUGCCAGGAAUACCUGCGGACUCACCCUGGAUCCCGGGACCCUGACACCCCCAUUAUAAUGGUGAAGCAGGGCUUUGAGCCUCCUACCUUCACGGGGUGGUUCACGGCCUGGGACCCCACUAAAUGGAGCGGUGGAAAAACCUACGAGCAGCUGAAGGAGGAGUUAGGAGAGAUCACAUUGCCCACUAAAGUGGAAUCUGGCUCCACUGAUGCGGAGAGUGAACCCGUCUCACAAUAUCCAGCAGAAAUGCUGAUGAACAAACUGUCUGGAGAUCUGCCUGAGAACGUGGACCCCCGCUCACAAAGAGUGUCUCUGCCCACAGCACAGGAAGCAGUGCAACUGAGAUCAGACUUGGUGGAUUUGUGCAGCUUGGGAGGUUUUCAACUCACCAAAUGGGUGAGUAAUAGUAGAACCGUCUUGUCGGCCAUUGAGGAGGAGAAAAGAGGGGACAACAUUAGGUCCUUAGAUUUAGAUAAGGACAAACUACCAGUUGACCAUGCCUUGGGACUUCAAUGGAACGUGGAAGAUGACACCUUUAGAUUUACCAUCAUACUCAAUGAAAAACCCCAUACCCGUAGAGGUAUUCUCUCAAUGGUGAGCUCUGUCUUUGAUCCUCUUGGACUUUUGGCACCCCUCACUCUUCCAGCCAAACAAUUUUUACAGCAAUUGUGCAAAGAAGGCUAUGGAUGGGAUAAGCCAAUACCCACGUCUCAAUUAAGACAAUGGCUAUGUUGGAUUCAUGACCUCCCCAAGUUGGCAGCCUUCAGUGUGCCACGCUGUAAGAAACCCAAUGGAUUUGGUAAGCCACAGUCCUUUCAGUUGCAUCAUUUUUCUGAUGCCAGCGAACUUCGAUAUGGAACUGUAAGCUACAUCAGAAUGACCCAAUGA